Molecule: messenger RNA, 4411 nt
Organism: Protopterus annectens (West African lungfish)
Lineage: Eukaryota; Metazoa; Chordata; Ceratodontiformes; Protopteridae
Exons: 5
Coding region: 712-3465 (917 amino acids)
Source: RefSeq, a predicted model, not a curated record
GAUUUUUUAAUCUUUUUUUGAGAAAAGUUUCUGAAUCCAUUUCAUAGAGAUUGCUCUUAAGAAUACAUUCACAGCUCUGUGUAAAUUGGGAGGACAGUAUAUUUACAAUCAUAUCUCUUAAGCAGGAAUGCCCAUUAGUUGCAUGUUUGAAUUGAUGUGAACACAAGCUGGGAGUGAGGAAUAACAUCCUCUUCCUGUAAAUUUCAGCACCUGUACUUGGGGCCCCAGUUCAGCUGUUUUUAUUUUAAAGAAAUCCAGUUUCACGUUAUGCUAUUGUGAACAACUCUUGGCUAAAACCUUCAGCUCAGCAGUAGAAGGUUCAUUCUCAGCAAUUUUCCUUUUUUUUUUUUUGCCUUAUCUCCUGUGUACCCUGUGCCUUUGAACUGUUUGUGUCACUAAGGGAGACUGCUUUGCUUUCUGUUUUACUCAAAAGUGCAUGUGAACUGGAGGAGCAAGUGGAGAAUGCAGGUUGUGAGUUGUUGCUGUUGUAAUUGUAGCCAUGGGGCGUGUUCAGGAAGGAGGCUUACCGAACUGGACUGACCUGAAUGAGCUAUUUACUUACUGAAGCAAGGAACUAUUUUCAGAAGCUAUACCAAGGAUCUAGCAGGAAGAAAAGGCACCUGUUUUGUUUUGUUUUCGAUUGUAGAUUGAACAAUGUUUGAAAAUAUGCUGAGUUAAGGUACCACUGGGAAAUCCUAACCACCUGAAAACAUGAAGAAAGGCAUAAAGCAGGGAACUUUAACUAAACUGCUGGGAAGGAAACAUCCCUCCCCUUCUCUCUUCACUCCAACUCCUAUGGGAGUUAGUCCAUUGAACAGUGGGGUAACAGAUAUACAGGACUUGGAUAAAAUCCUGAAAGCUACUUCCCAGGUAGGCGACAGAAAUACCUCAGCAUCUGAUACUGGAACUGCAAGGGUUAAAUCUCGGCCAACAGUAAAGCUGUUUUCACAAUCACCAAGUAAUAUUUAUACCGAGUCACAAGGACUAAAUGUCCCUACUCCUUCUAUACCAGAUGGUCUCAGAAGUUACUCAACGGGGAACACUGAGUCAGUAAAUGAUGGAGUGGCAAAUGGAAAUCUCAGCCAUCACCUAGGGGAGUAUUUUCAUCAAAAUGCACUUUCAUCUACAGAUGGCUUCAAUGUCCCGCCACCACCAAUGGAGCCACCACCGCCACCUCCCCAGAUGCCGCCACCACCACCUCCGCCAAUAGAUCCUCCUUCACCACCAGGUUUUAGCCCUCCAAAACCUCCCUCAAAGGCAGCAAUAAGUCAUCAACCUGUGUUCUCGUAUGGUCUUGCAGUACCACCAGUAAGCACACAACCUAAUGUUCCUCCACCACCACCACCAUCUGCAGCUCAAGGAAAAUCAAUAUUAGGAACUUCUGUUUUUCCAAAAUCAGGCUCUGGUUUGACUGUUGAGACACCUACAUCUACCUGGAGACUACCAAAUGGCCAACUUCCACCCCCUGAUCAGUAUGUUAAUCCAUCUAAGUUUAAGCCUCCCCCACCUCCUCCAAAGCCUUCAUCCCAGCAAGUGCUUCCAAAAACUAAUAAGGUUCCACCUCCAAAACCCAUUAGAUAUUCAUCAAUGCAGAACCUGGAUAAGCUAACCGAAUCAUCUUACCAAACUUCUAGGCACGAUGCACAAUCAUUAUAUGAAUUAGAUCUUCAGCAGCCUCAAGAAAAAUCUGCAAUACUGUCGAGUUUUAAUCCUAAUAAUGAAGCAAAACUUUUUGUGCCUUCAAAAUCAGAAAAGAAAGCCAUCUCAGAUAGACAACUGAAAACAAAAUCUAUGAUAAUAAUGGAAGAUUUCGCUGUGGAAGGAUGUAAUGAAAAUAUACUGAAUGCUGAGCACAAUACAGAGAGUGCCAUAAUAAACAGUGGACCAUCUGAAAUAAGAAGUAUAAAAUCUGAUAAUUCAACACCGCAGAAACCUGUAAGAAAAAAUGGGCCACAGUAUCAGGCAGGAUCUGAAGAUGCUCUCAAUCCAUCCACUGAUUCCUAUUCAAGAAGUGCAAAUGUGUGGGAUGACAGAAACAAGGAACUGUUAGAUGCAUCAAAAAAUAUGAGCACCAGCAAACACACAAACAAUCCUACAGUAUCAUUUACACAAACAUUACCUUCCCAAUCAGCAGAUUAUACACAGGUAUUGCAGGUACAAGAUGUAAGAGGAUUAUUAGUGAAUGCAGAUAUGAAGGAUGAAGAUGAUGAUGAACCUAUUGAACUGAUUCAUCCCUUAACUGGAUCAAAACUUGACCCUAAUUCACCAAUGGGUUUGCUUUUGGCUGCAAAACACCGAGCUUUGAAAGCAGAAAACAACACAUCGUACAACCAUAGCACUCUUGAUGCACACAGUGUUGGUAGGCCAGAGCCGUCAUCUGUCAAAUUUUACUACAAUGACUCAAAACCCAAUUCUAUUACAAUUAUUCCCAAAGCCCAACAAAAUGAUAACUAUUCUGUAGCUUCAGAGAGUCUGCCAGAUUGGCCAGUGGGAAAAAAUCCUGUUUAUAACAAUAAAAUACCAGAGGUGAAUAAGAAUUUAAAACUUUCAGAACUUAGUAGUAUUCCAGAUACAACCACCAUGGAAUCCCACAGAAAACUGGAAGAGAGACAACCUUCUGCAAAAACAGAAAAAACAACUGCAUCUCAGUUGGUUCAAAGCAUUCUAGCUAAACAUAAUGGUCCAAGUUUAGCAAAGGACAAUGAAACAAAUGUGUCAACAUAUGCUUUCCCAAUCCCACCACCUGCUCAAUUUUCUGGUAGAGAUGAUGAGGGUGAUGAGGAAUUUUUGUUUGAACCAAUUCCACCCCCACCAGAGUUUGCAGGUGAUUUUUCUGGAAGCCAUUCACCAUCAAAAGAUAAGAAGGAAGUUAUUGCUGAUACAGUUCUUUUAAGGAAAUCUCCCAUUUUUAAUUAUUCAGGCAGUAAUCAAGAUGAGCCACGUGACCCAAAUUAUUUAAAACCAAAGCAUUUGGAACCAAAAGUGUACUCUGCUACCUCAAAUCAAAGUAAAAUCAGCAGUUACAGCUCACACAUCAUAAAACCAUUAAACCCAAACACUUCUCAGUCAUCUAGUAACAGUUCUGAAAAGUCAUACUCAGUGACAGUAAACCCAAAGCCCACCACCCAGAAUGUGUACUCCAGAGACCACGGUAAAGGGGUGAUGUCUUCAAAUUUUUCAUCUUCUACAUAUAGUUAUUCCUCUGGGCUUGAACAAAAGAUCCAAAAGAACCAGAGUCUGGCCCAGAUAAACAGCAUGGACAAUAAACCAUCUUAUCAGGACACACGUCUGGCAUCUGCUUCAAAAAUGAUGGCAUCAAAGGAUGAAAAUAAAAGUGCUCCAGCAAGCAGGGAGAUUCAAAAACCUCAGCAAAAUAAGAACCAGCAAACCUUUGGGAGAACAUUUGUAAUACGCCCUGGAACAAAACAACCUAUGACAGUCUUAGAUCCUGAAGGACAGCUGUAACUUUCUUUAGUAUUGCUUGCCAUGAGCAAAAUAGCACUUUCUUCUUUAUGCAUCAACAUGUAUGUGCACUGUGCAGUAUCGUAAGAUGUUCUCAACUCUUACAUACCAGUUAUGAAGCACUUAACAUGCCUCCACUGUAAUUUACUUAAAACAGAACUUGUGAACUAAUGAAGAUCAAUCCUCAUUGAUUUUUGUUAACUGGAAACAGUGACUUUGGGAAUUCUGCAUAUACUGAUGUGUCCCUGUUUCAACAACGCACAUUCCAAAAGUCUGUAAUGUCUGUUCAGUCCUAUACAUAGUUGUGAAUUUUUUUAAAUAUUUUUUCUUCCUUUAUUUAACUGGCCCUCUGUUACAUGUCUUGAGACAUUUUAUUGAACUUCUUUGCCAUAUUCCACACUGGCUGUUCAAAUAGAAAAGCAAUCUGUACCUUGUUUAGAGACAGUGAAUGUUUUGUGUUUGUGGUUCAAAAACCAUACAGCAGAAACAUAAUGAAAGUGAAUGUUUAUCUCUGUUACUUCAGUAAUAUAUCAAUUAAUUUCUGUGCAGUAUGAGACUUAGUUUCUUAAAAUAAAGGCUGUGGUAUAAUGAUUUAAAACUCAUCUUUGAGUUGCGAAGCUCAAAGCUUGAAAGAACUCAGCACUGAGGAUGCAGCCUUACUUUAAGCUGUGUGUCAUCUUUUGAUAAAGCCAGCAACUGAAACAGAUAUACAUAUAUUUCUCUGGAAAUAAGAUUCCUUCCAGUAGGACUGUUCUUUGACAAUAUCCUGUUAAAAAGUCUCUAUAUAUUUUAUAUUGUUUCUGCAGCAAAAGAGCAGAAACAAGGCUGUAAAAGUAACCUGUACAGUAGAAAGAUAACUUUGCUUCAAGUCUGUAAAUAAUGUUUUAAAAUCUUAAUGAUGUAUUUGUAAACUAAUUGUAUAUUAAUCUAAAUAAAAGUGUUGACAUUA